Messenger RNA from Lampris incognitus (smalleye Pacific opah), 5080 nucleotides. RefSeq names its product Ras association (RalGDS/AF-6) and pleckstrin homology domains 1a (gene raph1a). The transcript has 19 exons. The coding region runs from base 214 to 4608 and encodes 1464 amino acids. NCBI's taxonomy places the organism in Eukaryota, Metazoa, Chordata, Actinopteri, Lampriformes, Lampridae. Gene Ontology annotation, biological process: signal transduction. Gene Ontology annotation, cellular component: cytosol; plasma membrane. The record is from RefSeq and is a predicted model, not a curated record.
CGGUAACGCCGCCCAGCCGACCAAUAAACCUGACUGAAAUCACAGUAUAGCUUUAAUUUGACACUCGGGAUUUAACGAAGACUCUCUCCUCUCCCGUUCCCGUGUUUGUUGCGGUUUUCUCGCCAGGUCUUGUUUGGGGUGGGGGGGAAAAAAACUGGAUCUGCACAGUGACUAAGGAAGGUCCACAUCCAUUCUCCAUCCUGUGCUCUGUGCAUGAGAACUGGACUGACCAGUAGAAACAGACCAAAGAUGGAGCAGGUGUCAGAUGAGGAGUUGGAUCAUGGGGCAGAGGAGGACAGCGAUAAGGAGGACCAGGACCUGGACAAGAUGUUUGGCGCCUGGCUAGGAGAGCUGGAUAAACUCACACAGAGCCUCGAUGAUGGUCGACCUCAGCAACCGCCCCAGCAGAAAGCCCCUCUCAGACAGGAAACCAACAUGGCCAAUUUUUCCUACAGAUUCUCGAUCUACAACAUCAACGAGGCGCUGAACCAGGGGGAGAACGUAGACCUGGAUGCUCUGAUGGCUGAUCUGUGUUCGAUUGAACAAGAACUCAGCACCAUCAACACUAAGCCCAGCAAUGCAGGCAUGGCCCGGCUGGGACUGACCGACACCAAGGUCCGUCAGAAGCCACCAGCCGGCCGUAGUACCCGACAGCAGGCAGCAGGGGGCAGUAGUUGUGGUGGGGGCAGCAGUGGGGCCAGCAGCAGUAGCAGCAGCACUCGGGCAUCACCAGCCGGCACAGUCAGAGCAAGCACUGGGCAUCAUGGGAGACCACCCCUGGCAUCCAACUUCAGCCUGGAUGACAUCACCGCUCAACUGGAGAAGGCUUCUCUCAGUAUGGAUGAGGCAGCCCGCCAGAGCUCCUCCCACUCCCUUAGCUCCGCCUCCUCUUCAUCCUAUUCGUCGGCCACCAUGCGACACCCCGCCUCCUCCCACCGCCAGCAUCGGCGUACCGGAUCAGUGGGCACCGUCAGCGAACACGAGGUGCGCUCAAUUGUCCACUCCUCACGCUCCUCUGUCACAUCGGCCUCUGGGGUCUCUGUUAACUCGGCCUCAUCCAUGGACUCGUUGGACAGUGUGUUGCGCUCCGCGGAGUCCGACAGCCUGCAGUCUGCGGCCACACCCCCGCCAGACGGUGCCAGUCAAGGACAGGCUAGCACAGAGGAAGAGCAGGCUGCCAAGGUGAAAGCCGAGAAGAUCCGAGUGGCCUUGGAGAAGAUCAAAGAAGCCCAGGUGAAAAAGUUGGUGAUCCGUGUCCAUCUGUCAGAUGAGAGCUCAAAAACCAUGAUGGUUGAUGAGAGACAGACUGUCAGACAGGUCCUCGACAGUCUCCUGGACAAAUCUCACUGUGGGUACAGUCCGGACUGGUCCUUGGUCGAAACCAUCAGUGAGCUGCAGAUGGAGCGGAUCUUUGAGGACCAUGAGAACUUGGUGGAGAACCUUCUGAACUGGACCAGGGACAGUCAGAACCGUCUUAUGUUCAUAGAACGCAUUGAGAAGUACGCCUUGUUCAAGAACCCACAGAACUAUUUGCUGGGGCGGAAGGAGACAUGUGAGAUGGCAGACAGGAAUAAAGAGGCUCUGUUGGAGGAGUGUUUCUGUGGUAGCUCUGUGUCUGUCCCAGAGAUGGAGGGAGUCUUAUGGUUGAAGGAGGAUGGGAAGAAGUCCUGGAAGAAGCGCUACUUCUUGCUCCGUGCCUCAGGGAUUUAUUAUGUCCCCAAGGGCAAAGCCAAGGCGUCCAGGGACUUGGUGUGUUUUCUUCAGUUGGAUCACGUUAAUGUUUACUACGGUCAGGACUACAAGAGCAAGUACAAGGCCCCCACUGAUUAUUGUAUGGUGCUCAAGCACCCUCAGAUCCAGAAGAAGUCCCAGUAUAUCAAGUAUCUCUGCUGUGAUGAUGUCAGAACCCUCCACCAAUGGAUCAACAGUAUUCGCAUCGCCAAGUAUGGGAAACAGCUGUACAUCAACUUCCAGGAGGCAAUGAGGAGAACUGAGGCAGCAUACGACUGGUCCUCCCUCUCUUCCUCCUCCAUCAAGUCAGGAUCCAGCUCCUCCAGCUUGCCAGAGUCUCAAUCCAACCAUUCAAGCCAAUCAGACAGCGGUGUGUCAGAGAUGACAUCAUCGGGACAUACCCGCUCUCAGAGUGUUGUUAGCUCCAUUUUCUCUGAGGCCUGGAGAAGAGGAACCCAGGGAGAGAUGAUGAAGAUAGAUCCUAUCAGUAGACCCAUUCCUGUCCAGAUUCCAACCAUGCCCUCCCACCCUCUGCCCCUAUCCCAGUCUCAGACCCCUCCCUCCCGUACCAGUUACACAGACAGCCUGUCCCCCUCCGAAGAGUCCUCCCCAUCGCCCCCUUCCCCUCCACCGCCGCCCCCUCCUCCCACAGCCCCUGACACCUCCCAUCAGCCGCCACCUCCUGCCAUGUAUGUCAAGUACAGCACCUUGGCCCGACUACAGAACCAGCCACAGGGCCCAGCGCAACCCAGAGCGCUGUCCUCGGGACCCCUGCAUCCGGUCCCACCCUCGCAAUCAGCCAAGCCUAACUACAACACCCUCCCUGCUGCCUACAGCACCUCCUCUCCUCCCCCACCCUCUCCUCCUCCCCCACCUCCUCCAUCAAUGCCGGCUCCUGGCUCAGCUAUGGCUGUGUUGAAGCUCGGACCGCCCAGCCCAUCAAACCUUCCCCCACCUCCCCCAUUGGGUGUGGAGGAGGCACAGCAGUCCUUGUACCUUCCACCUCCUCCCCCGGAGAGCCCAGAGACCAACGGCCUGCCCCCACCUCCCCUUCUUGAGUCCAUCCCUACCUCCUAUCAACCUCUCUCCAAUAAGGGCCUCCAACAUUUCCUAGCCCAGAAAUUCCCCAACAUGGUAUACGACUUCACUCCAGUUGGACCUUUGGAUGACAUGGCCCCGCCUCCUCCCCCACCUCCUGCUGCCCUUGAGCUUUCUCCUCCAUCUUCACUGCAGCCUUUCCAGGCUGUCUCUCCCCAUGCACCUCCCCCCGCACCUCCCAAAACAUUUACCAUUGGUUUCCCGCCUCAGACUGCGCGGAAGCCAUCAGGUCCCUCCUCCCUCCCGCUUGCCCUCUCCCCUGUUUCCCCGACCCCAUCCCAAAGUGCUCAAGAGCCAAUGAGGAAGCAGCAGAGCUUCUCAGCUGGACACUCCCCCAAUCAGCCCCCUCCUACGCUUCCGAAGCAGCACAGUCUCUCCUCCAGGAACCUCCCACUCUCUCCUCCCUCCUCCUCCUCCUCAUCCUCUUCAAUCGCUGCCGCCACCUCCUCUUUGGUGAAACAAAUUGUCAACCAGUUCCCUGGAAACGUAUCCCCUUCCUCUCUCCCUCCGUCUAGCUCCAUAGAAGGUUCAAAAUUCCCUGCCCCCCAGUCUCCUCCAGCAGUCAAGGCCAAACCAAAAUGGCAGCCAGGGGGGGCUGUGGCUCCACAGUCCCCAGAAUUCCCCCCACCUCCUCCUGAGAGUUCCUUAUCAGACUUUCCUCCUCCUCCCUCCUGUUCCUCUAAGACAGGUUCCCCCAUCAAGAAAUCCCCCUCCACCUCUUCCACCGGAUCUACCGGCUCCACUAAACGAGGUCCUCCUCCAACCCCUCAGAGGGCCUCCUCCAUCCGGUCUAACUCAUCAGGCGAGAUCCAGGAUGAGAGGCCUAAGAAGGUUGAGAGCUUGGUGAGCAAAUUUGGCCAGCCUCCAUCAACUGGCACCACUUCCCCAGCCUCCUCUUCGGGUUCUCCUUCAAAAGACUCUGCACCUCCUGCUGCACCUCCUAAACCGGGGAAGCUGAACCUGGCUAAUCUCCCAUUGGCACUCCAGGGAUUACAGACCGGCCAGCACCGCCAGCCCGCUGACUUUCCCUCCCCUCCACCACCGCCUCCUCCCUGCCAACCUCCUCACAUUGACUCCUCUCCUGACUACUUCCCGCCUCCCCCGAGUGACUCGGAGCUCUUCCCCCCUCCCCCACAUCCUUCCGAGUUCCACCAACCCCCCAGGGUUGCUGUGGUGAACCCCCAGCCUCAGAUGCCACAGCCUCCACAACUGCCGGUAGCCUCAUCAUCGUGGAAACAAGGCUCAUUGAAGAAGGGGGCAGUGCCUCCACCAACGUUGAACAGGCGUAGCAGCAACACAUUGCAGCACGAGGGUAUGAUGCCCCUCUCUCCACCUCCUCUCUCCCAGACCCCUCCUCCCUCCCUUUCCUCCUAUUCCUCCUCAUCCUCUCCCAUCCCGCCCACAUCCCCAAAAUCUGCAGCAUCUGCUCCCCUGACCCUACAGCCGCACUUCCUGGAGGACCUGAACCGCACCUUGAAGAGGAAAUCUGUGUCCCGCCAUGGUUCACUUACCUCCUCCCGCCUCAUCUCUUCCUCUUCUUCCUCCAAGACAGAGCCCAUGGCCACCAUGGACGACAUGGCUCUCCUCCCACCACCUCCCCCUGAGCUUCUGCAGCAGCAGCAGGGUGGCCGGGCACACUCCCACACUCUCUCUCGCCACCACACGCACUCCCACUCUGCCAAACACGGCAACAUCUCCGGCUAUGCAACGCUGCGGCGUGGGCCACCCCCCGCCCCUCCCAAACGGGACCAAAGCACCAAACUGACCGGGGAAUGGUAGGGACCAAGGGUGGGGGGGGGGGAGCUAGACUUGAACUGACCAAUUUGGUCUCAUCGUCCCCACAAAGAAAAAAUAAUCACAUUGUCCGUCUGCCUGUCUGUCUCUCCUCUCAUGCUAAUCCAACCCACCUUGGACUGGAGCAAGUAGCAAGACCUUGACCCUCUUAAUCUCAGAUUAUCAUUGUUCCUAUUAUGAUCACUAUUAUUAUCAUUAUUACCAAAACAUGUUUAAUCCAAUGAAAUGACUAAAAAAUCUCUAUAUAUGUGUAUACUAGCAAGCCAGGAAAAUGGCCCUAUCAAGCUUUUUCCACACUGUCUGUUCAGCUUUGCAUCAGAAAUAUUAAUGACAAGACAUGAAUGGCAGCAGCAACAGAUGAUUCACUGCAAUGUAACUGGUACUGCAUGGAGAAAAGGAAAAAAAUGCAGUGUUACUGUAGCAGCAGUUUUAUGUGAGGGGAUGGAAGGAAGGAGAG